GCUCUGAACGGCUUCGUCCUGGUGGUCACCUCUGAUGGGUCGGUGUUCUACUCCUCUUCUACCAUCAAGGACUACCUGGGCUUCCAUCAGUCGGACGUGGUCCAUCAGAGCGUGUUCGAGCUCAUCCACACGGACGACCGCGCCGUGUUCAGACAGCAGCUUCACUUCGCCCUCAAUCCCCCGACCGCCGCCGAUGGAGACGAGUCCUUUAAAGUCCUCUACAGUCCAGAGAAGCUGCCCCCCGAGAACUCGUCCUUCCUGGAGAGGAGCUUCGUGUGUCGUUUCCGCUGCCUGCUCGACAACUCGUCUGGAUUUCUGGCUCUGAAGUUCCAGGGCCGUCUGAAGUACCUCCAAGGUCAGAGGCUUUUAAAGGGGGCGUGUACCAAAGCUCAGCUGGCGCUGUUCGCCAUCGCCAUGCCGGUCCACACUCCGUCCAUCGUGGAGAUCCGGACUAAGACGCUCCUCUUUCAGAGCAAACACAAGCUGGACUUCACCCCGAUGAGCAUCGACAGCAGGGGGAAGGUUAUUCUGGGAUAUUCAGAGACUGAACUGUGUAUGAAAGGUUCUGGGUAUCAGUUCAUCCACGCAGCUGACAUGAUGCACUGCGCAGACAAUCACAUCCGCAUGAUUAAAACAGGAGAGAGCGGUUUGACCGUGUUUCGGCUCCUCAGUAAAACCGGUGGUUGGGUUUGGGUGAAGUCGAACGCCAAGCUGAUCUUCAAAGGAGGUCGACCAGAGUUCAUCAUCGCGUAUCAGAAAGCCAUCAUGAACGCUGAGGGGGAGGAGUAUCUGCGUCAGCGGCGGCUGCAGCUCCCGUUCAGCUUCACCACGGGGGAGGCGCUCUUCUACAACACCGGCGCCACCAUGGACAUCAAGGAGUUCCAGUUCAACCAAAUGUUUGGCAGUGACGACGUGAGCAAAGAGGGCGCCCCCAGCUCCCUGCUGGACUGCUUCCUGAGACAGGACGAGGCGGCCUACUCCGAGACCAUCGACCCGCCCGUCCCUGUGGAUCAGGUGUUCAUGGACACCCACGCGCUGGUCAGCGUCCCCAGUGACGGCUGGCGGGACAGCAGGCCAGUCGCCAGCACGGAGAACCCCGUGGUGGUGAAGGAGGAGGCCAAACAGUCCGUCAUGGCGGUGAUCGACAACCUGGAAAAAAUGGCGCAGAACAACGCUUUCUGUGAGGUGAUGCAGAAUCUGGACAUGGAGGAGGCGGAGCUUAUGGAGCUGGAGAACACCCUGAAGGGUUUGAGUCAGGAGGAUCUCCAGCAGAACAACAUGAGCUCGGAGCUGGACAGCAUCCUCACUAACGACAUCUUUGACUACAUCGAUAACGUUCUGUUCAAGGAGAAGGGGGAGGAGUGUCUGAGCGGCGUUCCUCCCGCCUGCCUCUCCGCCAACAACGACCACCAGCGGGAUCUCUUCCCCGAGGUCUCUGGUGGACUCUGUGACCCGCUGUUGUUUCAGGCGCAGAGUCCCGAUCACACUUACGACCCCCUGAGCGGCGCCUACGCUCACCAUCAGGAUGUAAACACUCAGAGACUCUCCCACCUCGGCCCCCCCUCGCUCCGAGCCGCCUCCCCGCCCCCCCUUCAGGCUCUGCAGCUCCACGAUAUCUACAGCCCGUCCAUCGAGCUCCCGGAGCUCACGCUUCCUGAUCCCUCCGCCCCCUUUCAGUCCUGUGGGCCGGCCUCUAACGGCCUCAUGAACUUCUCUCACGGCGUUCUCCCGUCUCCUCAGAACGGUUUUCAGAAUCCACCAAACAGACUCUUCCUGCAGAGCUCGCUGAAGCCCCCGACCCGUGUAGCGCCCAGUGUAACAGACGCCAUGCCCCCCCUGAUCCCAUGCAAUGACUUCAACUCCACCCCUAAAAUCCCCCUCUCGUUCACCACAGGGUGUCUCCAGGGAAGCCCCCCUCUGGGACCCCUCAGCCAGCAGGUCCAGCAGGUCCAGCAGGUCCAGCAGUGGCCGCAGCAGCAGACUCACCUUGGCGUCAGCGUCAUGCAGAAGGCACACGAGCAGAUGGCGGCGUGCCACAGCCAGACUCCAGAGACCCUCCCACAUGCUGGACUCUGGCAGAGGGGGGGUGCAGGACUGAGCCAUGUUCAGCAGGGGGGGCUAGCAUGCGGACAGGCGGCCGCUCAAAGCAGCUGCAUGUUCAACCAGAACUUUUCCUCCAGUCCAGCAGGGGGCGCCGCCCUGUCUCUCGCCGGGUCUGCAGGCCUGAGGGGGGUCGACGGGACUCUGGAUCAGAGUCCUCCACAGGGCUCCUGCUACUUCCAGUGGAGCCACAGCGAGCCGGUGGUGGGAACGUCCGCCAUCGACCAGAAGAGCGUCGACAUCAGCCCACUGACGGCGCCGCCCAACACGUCGUCGUCCUCCGAGCGCGCGCUCAACAUUCAGCACUACCUGGACCGCCACAGACCGGCACAAGUCAACAUGUUCCACUCAGGAUGAACGACUUGCCGCUGGACGCCACGGGCUUCUAUGUCUCGCUCGAGACGUGGCCGUGUACCCGCCGCAGUGAAGUCUCGUUUCUAUAGCAACGCAUCCAGAGGAAGUGCAGAAGACAGAAAAAGACAAACAGUAUAAUCGCCUGUAUCAGAGCUUCAUCACGGGCGCCCCCACUCGUGGUCAUUUUAUAUCCGUUUGUAUUUCGUCCUGUUGUUGUUGUUGUUGUUGUUGUUGUUGUUGUUGUUGUUUUAAAGAUUCACUUUAUUCAUAAUGAAGUAAAAAAAGCCACAAGUGCAUUUACCAGGACGGAGCGAGAGCCAGCUGAGAGACGGUCGCUCAUCCAAAAAGCCAAAGAAACUCGUUCUAAAGGGAAACUCGCCGAAUUCAGCCGAUUAUUGACCAAGUCAACUAAAAAGCUGAAGAGUGGAGACGCUCUCUCGAAGCGUUUAUAAAAGUCUGUGUAAAGAAAAGAGGUCGAGACAUGUUUAAAGUUACUCAGAGAUGAAACAGGAAGUCCUUCUCGCUGUUUCCUGUUUAUAAAUGUAACGUAAUGACGCCGCAAACACCCGUAAAUCUUAUCAGCUCGUGAUAAAUGUUUUAACCAGAGUCACUCAGAGGAAAUGUUUCAGAAGACAUCAGAACUUAGAACCAGAAUCUGAGAAAAUCUUAGACCAUCCCCCCAUGCUCCUUAAAGGUCGACCUCCUGCAUGCUACCAAACGCCCUGACCGACGCCAUUAGGCCGACACGCGUUUUCUCUCCUUUCUGAUUUAGCCACGCCCCCUCAAGUGUUCCUGUUGCAGCUGGAGCAUGUUUCAGUCUUCAUCUCUCUCUCCUGCUGAGUCCAGGAAGAGGACGCUGAUCUUAGUGGUCCUGAACCGGCUCCACAUGGUGUGGAGGGUUUUUUUGGGGGGGAGGGGGGUAACGGCUCUCCUGAAUGGGACGGGAGACUUUCUGAGACGUAGACCAAAGACUGUUCAGAUUUUAAUAACAAACAUAGAAAUGCAUCUCUUUACUCCAGCUGCUAAAGUUAAAAAAACAAACAAAUGAAAUCUUAGAUAAGAGCUCUGAGGAACACCUUCUGCUAAACGUCUCUUCAGUGCCAAGAUGUUCUUCAUACUGCGCCGGGCUGUAGGCUGACCUCCAGUCGCUGGUUAUUCACAGCUGGAGGUCGAUCUUUAAUCCAGAUGUUAUUUUACCUGAGCCGUCCAAACAGAACACGUUUACACAGCUGGUUAUAAAAAAACAUCUUUAACCCUCAGGCAUCAUGAUGGACAUUUCUGUCCAUUUGGUCAAAUGUUUCCUCUUCAUCUGCUCAUCAUUUUGUCUGUUAGUGCAUAUGGAACACAUUUAUUGUAAGAAAGUUUCUCUCUUGACAAAUUUUGGUAUGCACAUUUUUUUUAGUAGAUCAAUAGAACACUGAAACAUGUUUAUUCCCCUCUGAAGUCACUAAGGACAAAAAUAUC
This is a messenger RNA of Labrus bergylta (ballan wrasse), 3918 nucleotides long. The record is from RefSeq and is a predicted model, not a curated record. NCBI's taxonomy places the organism in Eukaryota, Metazoa, Chordata, Actinopteri, Labriformes, Labridae.